Molecule: messenger RNA, 4154 nt
Organism: Trachemys scripta elegans
Lineage: Eukaryota; Metazoa; Chordata; Testudines; Emydidae
Gene: KLHL23
Product: kelch like family member 23
Exons: 2
Coding region: 703-2226 (507 amino acids)
Molecular function (GO): protein binding
Source: RefSeq, a predicted model, not a curated record
CAGCGCAGCUGUCGUGUCGGGGCUUCAGGCUGAGCCCGUGGUGUGACUGAGGCUGCCUGCAAGGGGAGCCCCUUUGUGCUAGUGGGCUGAGCCACAAGGAGCUGGCACCCAGUGCUGCAAGGCUCCACGUCCCCUUUGAGUUCCCCGCGCGCCCAGUUGCCACUCCACUCCACCCCGAGGGCUGUGCAAUACUCUCCGUUGGCGCUUCCCGCGCGAUUUUAGUACUGACAUAGGCACCAGCUCUCCUACAACGCGCUGGAGUUGGACAUUUGGUCUCUAGGCAGCUUGGACUCCACAUGGAGAUCGAUUUAAAAUGUUAAGAUAUAUGGGUUUCAGGUAUCUCUUCACGUGCCAUAUUUGCGUUGUGAGAGAUCUGUUUUUCUGUGCGCAUUCUGGCAGUACGAAGUCAAAUAUUUUCAAUAGCAAAGUCUGUCAUGGACCCGUUAUUAGAAGGAGGAAAGGAGACUCAUCCAUAUGCAUCGAGUUUACUAUCCCUCUGGAUGUGGUUGAAUAUGUAUAAAGCCACGAAUAAAACCUUAUUUGAAAAUGCGUGUGAUUCUGCUUAGUGACUGGGAAAUAUUUUGCCUUUGGGACUGCAGCGUUGAUACAAUGUACACGGACAAUUAACACAUUCAGCGCUGACUACCCAAGGCAAUUUGCAUAACUGAAAACUGCCCCCUUUUGUUUGACUUUAUUCCAGCGAUGGCUCUGAUCGGAGAAGAGGACUACACCUAUAUUUACAACGAUCUUUCUCACCCUGUGGACUUCCUGCAGGCUUUCAGAACAUUUUACCGGGAUGGCUUAUUUACUGACAUUACUCUUCAGUGUGCGUCUGGUGUGACCUUCCUUUGCCACAAAGCUGUUUUAGCUGCUUGUAGCAAUUAUUUUAAGGCAAUGUUCACAGCUGACAUGAAAGAAAAAUCUAAAAAUCAGAUCAAACUUCCUGGGCUCAGCCACACUAUAUUGGAGGCUCUUGUGAAUUAUGCAUACACAUCACAAAUCCAAAUAACAGAGAGAAAUGUUCAAAGUCUCCUCCAAGCUGCGGAUCUACUCCAGUUUGUGUCAGUAAAGAAAGCCUGUGAGCAGUUUCUGGUAAGGCAUGUAGAUACUGUCAACUGCAUAGGGAUGCACUCCUUCGCAGAGUAUCACCUUUGUUCAGAGCUAGAGAAAGAAUCUAGGAGGAUAUUGUUAUCAAGAUUUGAAGAAGUGUGGAGGCAGGAAGAAUUUCUGGAUAUCAGCUGUGAGAAACUCCUGUUUAUUCUCUCCAGAGAGAAUCUCAAUGUUUGGAAAGAAGAGGCAGCCAUAGAACCUGUAGUUAAAUGGAUAGCAUAUGAUGUGGAGAAAAGAAUUGAAUGCAUUUUUGAUCUGCUGAACUGCCUCAAAAUAGAUUUAAAUGAAAUAUAUUUAAGAUCAGCCUUAAGCUUACGAAAGAAACACCAGCUUAAUGAAAACAAGAUAAGGUCUCUGAUAUACAAUGCAUUAAACACCAACCCAAAAGACAUUUCCAAAAGGCCCACAGCAGCUGUGUAUGUGAUUGGAGGAUAUUACUGGCAUCCUUUAUCAGAAGUCCAUGUGUGGGAUCCUUUAACUAAUGCUUGGAUACAGGGAACGGACAUGCCUGAUCACACAAGGGAGAGCUAUGGGGUCACUAGUUUGGGACCCAACAUUUAUGUAACCGGGGGCUAUAGAACUGACAACAUAGAAGCCCUUGAUAUUGUGUGGAUAUAUAACAGUGAAACUGACCAAUGGACAGAAGGCUGCCCCAUGCUUAAUGCAAGGUACUAUCAUUGUGCAGUUACCUUGGGUGGCUGUGUCUAUGCUUUGGGGGGCUACAGAAAAGGGGCUCCAGCACAAGAAGCAGAAUUCUAUGAUCCUUUAAAAAAGAAAUGGGUUUCCAUUGCAAACAUGAUCAAAGAAUAUGGAUUGUGUUCCAUUGCCUUACAAAACAAGCUCUAUCUUGUGGGUGGACAAACCGCAAUCACUGACUGCUAUGACCUAGAACAAAAUGAAUGGAGGCAGAUGGCGCAUAUGAUGGAAAGAAGGAUGGAAUGUGGUGCAGUUGUCAUGAAUGGAUGCAUCUAUGUAACAGGAGGAUAUUCCUAUUCAAAAGGAACAUAUCUGCAAAGUAUUGAGAAAUAUGAUCCUGAGCUUAAUAAAUGGGAAGUAGUCGGCAGUCUUCCCAGUGCUAUGCGUUCACAUGGUUGUGUCUGUGUGUACAAUGUCUAACACAAUCUGAAUAUUAUAUGUCUGUUGCAAUAGAUAAGCAAAUACAGUAUCUGUACCAGUACAGAAUACCUCUUCAGCAAUGUAUUUAGUACAACCCAUCUCUCACAUUUAAUAUAAAUCUGUAUACAAACCUGUAUUUAUUAAAAUUCACUUCAUGUAAUAUAAACGCUAUGACAAUACUUUUGUAUAAUUUAAUUUUCAAAAUAAAUUCACCAGUUAUUGUUUGUCAAAAAGGUUUACAAAUCAUCUUUACAAAAUUACUCCUUAUAUGUCCACAGGAAGUAUAUGUAAAAAGACUAAUUUGUAUUAAUUAACCACUGGAGGGAACCAUGCUCAAGGUUUUGUCACAUUGCUAAGAGGACUAAAAAACAAAAGAUUUUGCACUUCUAUGGACUACUUGGUUUUCAAGUGAAACAUUUAAUAAUUUGAAUGUGGCUAUUAACACUUAUUGUUUAGUGACUGUCACAAGCUGAUUGACUUGUUAGGAUAUUUUGCUAGUCCGCUUUCAAAUUCCCAUACAAAACAUAGAAGGCGUUUGCCCUAGUGCUCUAGAAGUAAAUAAUGCUCUAUGAUACUAAAGAUUCAAGUUUGAGACAUGUGUUCAUUCCUUUAUUCCUGUAUUGAAAAGGCACUUAGGGAGCAAUGGGAGAGGGCCUCACAUUGCUCCACAAUGACCUCCUCUCAAGCUGAUUCAGGAAUAUUGUUGAUUCACUCCAGAUAAUGCUAUAUCCUUGAUUGCAGGAUUGGUUAAGAUACAUGUAUUUUAGAGUGGAAAAGACUGGCAGGGAUUCUAAUGGACCCUUUGAGGUACAAACACCUCUGCUACAGACUAGAAAAACAGAAUUAUAUUUUAUAUAAUUGUUUUCACACCAGGAUCUCCAAAAGCACUAAACAUGAUUUAGUGAGUGAGGCAAACACAGCAGCCACAGGAACUCAGCAAAAAGUUUAGAGAUAGAAUACUGAUCAGGACACUAGAUUUAUCCAUUACUCCUUUCAGAAGUGUGAUCUGGGAUCUUUAACUUCUGCCUGGAGAGCUGUCUGAGAUGAGCAGAAAAAAGAUCAUUUUAACUAUCCAAUAUUGCAUUGUGAUCCCUACAAUGCAGCAAGGUAGUUUCAACACAGCAUAAGGUACUGGUACAAUCCACAUGAAAGAUUUGAACGUAUGACCUUCUGACUCAGACAUCAUCAGUCUUCUUACAAAUGUUUUGAGGUAUAAAAUGUGCCCUGUCACAUUCAGGGAGCAUAUACAAGAUGUAACGUUUGUUAAAUUGCAUUUGGUUGACUGUUGAUCAUUUCUUCAGAGGUUUUUAUGGUGUACUGUUACUUUUAACAUGGGGAGUUUAAUUUUGCUUCUUUUUCCCUGUCAUGCACCCAGAUGUCAUGAUAAUAAUGUAUACAACAAUUUAAAUAAUAUAUACAAUAAUUUAAAUAAAUAUACACCUACCUCACAGGGUAAUUAUUAUACUCUCUUUUGUUUUCUUUUUGAGUAUCACCACUGUAGUAUCUGGACAUGUUUAAAUAGGCAUUGAUGAUAUGAGAUAGAUUGAGAGUAAAAGGUAGAAAAAUAUUCUCCUUAUUUACAAAAAAUUGUAAGUAUAUUCUAGGAGAUUUCAGAGCAUAUAUGCCGCAAAUUUGUAAUUUUCCCUCUAAUCUGUAAAAAUUUUGAAUUCUUUUUUUUUGCUACCCUCUUAUAUCAUCCUACUCUGUUUAUUGCAUUAAGCACUAGUAAGCAUAUUGCACUAAACUCUGAGUUUCAAUUUAAAACAGUAGAUUUAUUUACUUUUGUCUUGGUGUUCGCAAACUUCCCAUUCUGAGGCUCAUGUGCAUGUAGGGAAUUGUGAGCUAUGCUUAUUUAAAGUCUGGUGGAAAGCUAUUGAAUGAUUUUAAUAUAGUUUGCUUAAAGAAAAUAAAAUAUAAAGAACCCUUGA